GGGGGUGUGCGGAGAGGGCUGCCAGGUUCUGCCCCUUAAAGUCGGGGGGCUGGCGGAGGCGGCAGCCCAGUCCGCAGAAAGCGUUGCCCUUCUUAGAGCAGCUGCGGGCCCAGGGGAAAGUCAUUGGGAAAGUGGGAGGGAAGAGGGAAGGGAACAGGAUGAGCAGACCGCCGCUGCGGCCCGCGGGGCUCGGUCCCUCCCUCCUGCUCUGGCUGCUGCUGCCCCCGGGGCCUGUGCCCGUGCCCGGGGUGCAGGCCUGGAGGGCCAGGCCCCCGCCGUCCUGCCCCGCAGUCUGCGAGCCGAUGCGCUGCCCCCAGCUGCCCCCUUGCUCGGCGGGGACGACGCCGAUGCUCGACCGCUGCGGAUGCUGCCGCGUCUGCCCGGCGGCCGAGGGCGAGGACUGCGGCGGGGCGCUCGUCCGGCCCUGCGCCCUGGGGCUGCAGUGCCGCGCGCCAUCCGCGCCCCGGCUCCUCGGCGGCGGCGGCGGCGGCGGCGGCGGGCUGGGCACCUGCGGCUGCCGGGCGGCGGGGGCGGCCGUGUGCGGCAGCGACGGGCGCACCUACUCCAGCCUGUGCGCGCUCCGCGCCCAGAACCGCGCCGCGCGCCUCCGUGGCGCGCCCCCGGCCGUGCCGGUGCAGAAGGGGGAGUGCGGGGACCCAGGGACCAGAAGCGCAGGCUGGCUCAGGAGCAAGUACAACUUCGUCGCGGCGGUGGUGGAGAAGGUGGCGCCGUCUGUGGUGCACUUGCAGCUGUUCCGCAGGUCACCUCUCACUGGCGAGGAUAUUCCUGCAUCCAGUGGCUCUGGGUUCAUAGUGUCUGAGGAUGGGCUCAUUGUUACCAAUGCCCAUGUCCUCACCAACCGGCAGCGGAUCCAGGUGGAGCUCCAGAGCGGGGUCCAGUAUGAAGCCACCGUCAAGGACAUUGACCAUAAAUUGGAUCUCGCUCUCAUUAAGAUUGAGCCAGACACGGACCUUCCUGUAUUGCUGCUGGGAAGGUCAUCUGACCUGCGAGCUGGCGAGUUCGUGGUGGCCUUGGGCAGCCCGUUUUCUCUGCAGAACACAGUGACCGUGGGAAUUGUCAGCACUACCCAGCGAGGGGGCAAAGAGCUGGGGCUGAGGGAUUCCGACAUGGACUAUAUCCAGACGGACGCCAUAAUUAAUCACGGGAAUUCGGGGGGGCCCCUGGUGAACUUGGAUGGUGAGGUGAUCGGCAUAAACACCCUGAAGGUGACAGCGGGCAUCUCCUUUGCUAUUCCCUCCGAUCGCAUCCGACAGUUCUUGGAGGAAUUCCACGAGCGCCAGCUGAAAGGAAAGGCUCUUUCACAGAAGAAAUACCUGGGUCUGCGAAUGCUGCCCCUUACCAUGAACCUGCUUCAGGACAUGAAAAGGCACGAUCCCGACUUCCCUGAUGUGAGCUCUGGGGUUUUUGUGUAUGAGGUGAUUCAAGGAACCGCGGCUGAAAGCUCGGGGUUGAGAGACCACGAUGUAAUUGUCAGCAUAAACGGGCAACCUGUCACCACCACCACCGAUGUGAUUGAAGCCGUGAAGGCCAGUGAUUCUCUGUCCAUCCUGGUUCGUCGGAAAAGUCAAACUUUGAUCCUGACAGUCACACCUGAAAUAAUCAAUUAAGUGCCUUG
Molecule: messenger RNA, 1636 nt
Organism: Camelus dromedarius (Arabian camel)
Lineage: Eukaryota; Metazoa; Chordata; Mammalia; Artiodactyla; Camelidae
Gene: HTRA4
Product: HtrA serine peptidase 4
Exons: 9
Coding region: 159-1628 (489 amino acids)
Biological process (GO): positive regulation of apoptotic process; programmed cell death; proteolysis
Cellular component (GO): extracellular region
Molecular function (GO): protein binding; serine-type endopeptidase activity
Source: RefSeq, a predicted model, not a curated record